AACCGACGCUCGACAGCAGGGUCCCGGUCCCGGGAGCAAUCGAGUGUUGCCGGGAUGGAGAACCUGUGAAAAAAAAAGGGACGCUGUUACUUAAAUUCGACACCGGGGGAGGGAUGGCUUUGGAGACGGUGAGAGUGGUAGUGCGCUGCAGACCAAGCAACAGCCGCGAAAAGGACCUGAACUGCAAGGUGGUGGUCUCCAUGGACAGUGCCCGCGGUCAGUGUUUCAUCCAGAAGCCUGGGGCUCCCGGCGAGCCUCCAAAACAGUUCACUUUCGACGGCGUCUUUUACAUAGAGAGCACCACCGAGCAGCUGUACAAUGAGAUCGCCUACCCGCUGGUGGAGGGUGUCACUGAAGGCUACAAUGGAACAAUAUUUGCCUAUGGACAGACAGGAAGUGGGAAAUCAUUUACCAUGCAAGGCAUUUCUUCUCCAACAUCACAACGAGGAGUUAUCCCUAGAGCUUUUGAACAUAUAUUUGAGAGUAUCCAGUGUACCGAAAAUACCAAGUUCCUGGUGAGGGCUUCAUAUUUGGAGAUUUACAAUGAAGAGAUACGUGAUCUUCUGGGAAAAGACACAAAACAGAAGCUAGAGCUCAAGGAGCAUCCAGAGAAGGGUAUUUACGUGAAAGACCUCUCCAUGCACACUGUGCAUAGUGUCGUAGAGUGUGAAAAAAUCAUGGAUAUUGGCUGGGGCAAUCGUGCCGUGGGAUACACCCUCAUGAACAAAGAUUCAUCACGUUCACAUUCCAUAUUCACCAUUCAUUUGGAGAUGUGCUCAGUAGAUGACAAUGGGAAGGAUCACAUCCGUGUAGGGAAGUUAAACCUUGUUGAUUUGGCAGGUAGUGAAAGACAGGCAAAAACUGGAGCAACUGGAGAUCGACUGAAAGAGGCGACUAAAAUCAAUCUGUCACUUUCAGCACUCGGGAAUGUAAUCUCUGCAUUGGUAGAUGGCAGAUCAAAGCAUAUUCCAUACCGUGACUCCAAACUGACACGAAUGUUGCAGGACUCCCUAGGGGGUAACACCAAAACUCUGAUGGUAGCAUGUCUGUCUCCAGCUGACAAUAAUUAUGAUGAAAGUCUUAGCACUUUACGGUAUGCAAAUAGGGCAAAGAACAUCAAAAACAAGCCAAGAAUUAAUGAAGAUCCAAAGGAUGCUUUGCUCAGAGAAUAUCAGGAGGAGAUUAAACAGUUGAAGGCACUUUUAGCUGGACAGCUUGGAAAUGGUAAUUUGUCUAAUUUUCUAAAUAAAGUACAAAUGAGUAAUACCCAAGCAACCAAUAAUUCUGCUAAGAAUACUGAACUCCAUGCUGAAAUAGAAAUUGAGAAAGAAAAUAUGAGACAGGAAUAUGAGCAGAAAUUAUCAAAAAUCAAAGCAGAUUAUGAAGCAGAACAGAAGUCCAAUGUUAAGUUACAAGAAGAUAUUGAAAAACUAAGAAAUUCUUUUGAAAUGAAGCUGGCACACAUUGAAGCUUUUGAUAAGGCCACUGAUGCACCUUCCUUUGAAGAAAGCACCCGUGCCAUAGAGAUAACUCAGCCGUUUAAUGUUAAAUUGGCAGAUGUGAGUGAAGUAGAACAGAAGCUAGCUAUCGCUAUGUUGAUUGAACCAGAGCCUGAAAUAACUGAACAAGAUAUCAGAAGUAUGAAAGAUACAGCAUCUACUGAAGAGCAGCAUUCUCUAUUAGGAGUGCAACUGUCAAAGGGUGAAAUUGCAGCAGAAUGUUCUCCGGUUGCUUCAUCACCUGCCACAUUAGAUCAUGAAGAGGUACUUGCAAGGCUGAAGAUGUUGGAGAAUGAAGUAGUUGGGGGAGAACAGGCCAAAAAUACAGAGUUGAAGGAGAAACGAAAACGGCGGAAAAAAUAUGCUGAUGAGCGAAAGAAUCAACUUGCAGAAGCACUGAAACACGCAGACAGGGAUGAUCCUACUAUCCUGAUCAACGUAUAUGAAUCUAUUCAAGAUGAAGUUAGAGCAAAAAGCAAAAGUAUAGAAAACUUGCAAAGAAAGCUAACGAUUGCUGAGAUAGAAAUCUCUGAUCUUCAAACUGAGUUUGAGUUUGAGCGCAUUGAUUAUCUGUCUACCAUAAGGAGGCAGGAACGAGAAAACAUUCUACUUCAGCAAGUCCUGGAAAGAAUCCAGCCGUUAAUUCGACGUGAAUGUAACUACAGUAAUAUAGAUAGAAUGAAGCGGGAAAGUGUUUGGGAUGAAGAAAGUGGUUGCUGGAAACUACCAGAAAUGGUUCUGCAAAAGAUCUCUCUUCCAUCUGCUGGCUCCUGUGCAGCAUCAAAUAAGCAAGGGGUGAGAGUCUCUGCUAAUGAUAUUACAGAUUGCUCAAUGUGGUGUCAAGAAAACAACCUCUCCCUCAAUGUCGCAAAAACAAAGGAACUGAUUGUGGAUUACAGGAGGAAUGGAGACGGGCUAACCCCUAUUGACAGUAAUGGAUCUGGGGUUGAGAGGGAAGAAGAUCGUUACAGACAAAUGCUCAACCGCAGUGAUAGUGAAAAUAUUGCCAACAAUUAUUUCAAGUCAAAGCGUGCCAUUCAAAUCUUGAAUACAGAUCCUGCGCGAAGUCUCUUGCACAAUCAGACAUCUAUGCAUAAUAUGUCUCUUAACAAUGGGUCAUCUUCCCACACUAUCUCCAAUCUAAAUACAGUGUCUCCAACCCAGCCAUCUGAUAUGCCGACACCAAGGCCUUUCCGUUUGGAAUCACUGGAACUUCAUACAUCCUCUGCCAAAAACAAACGCAAGAAAAACAAAAGUAGUUUUUUCAUGGACACUGCCUGAUGCACAACGAUUACAAUAAAAUAUCGCGUUUAAGGUAUUUGUUAUGUUUUUCUCCAUUGUGCUUUUACUACUGCAUACAGCAACCUGGCAUGAGUCUGUUCAUAGACCUCUCCCAAUGCUGCUGUACAACCAACUGCUCAAAUGUUUGAGAAAAUUAAUGCUACUGUACCAAAGGCUUAUUUUUGUCAGAUGAUGGCUCAACCUCCCUACAAAUGCUUUCUUGUAUGAGAUGUUGUCUGUAGUUUACUGAUUGAGACUUGUAUCCUAUUGUGGUCUAAUGUAGCAUUUUUUUUCAAAGCAACACAUCUCUGUAUUGUAUAUUGCUAUUCUUACUGUAAUUUAAAUAUAUCUAAAGUUAAAAUUCUAAUUGUAAACUUCCAUGUAGCUCAUGUCAUCAAAACCACAUUUUAUCAUUCUGAAUGUCACCAAAAUAAUUGUUAAAAUAAUUCCUUCUGCUUCCAUUCUGCUCUUUAAUUACUUCAAACCAUUUAUUACCAUUCAUAACGAAACUAAGAAAUCUAUACCUACUUCCAAGUCAGACACAUUUCCCUCUCAAUGAUUAAUAACUGAAUUAUUGCAUGUUAACCUCCUCCCUACUUUUCUGAAAACAAGAGUUGUCUUUUUCAGUUCUGGGAAGUCAUUUGUCCACUAUUCUGAACAACAGUUAAUGCUUCAUAAAUUUCCAGGCUCUCUCUUGUUUGUUUUUAUAUACAGAAAUCAUUACCCUCAUCCUCACCUGUAAUAACAAAAUGAAUACUCAUACUUCGCCCAGUAACAAACCAGCUUUCAAAAAGCUUACGUUCACCUUUAUGUUAAAUAGAUAUUCUUCUGAAAUCUCUCAUUUGUUUUAAGUGUUGUUGAGCAUUUCAGUAUCAUUGCCAUAUUUAAAAAAGUUUUAAGACAAAUAACAUUGUUGCAUGAAACACCAUAAAUAGAUUUUCAUCUGAUAAAACAAUGAUUUAUUUCUUGAAUGUGCAAAUUAGCCUCAGAUACUCAGUCCUCGGAUAAGGACUGAAAGAAAAUAAUGAACAAGAAGUAUUUUUACUUUAACCUCAAUAGACACAAAUUUAUUUCAUUCUCUUUAUUAGGAAUACUAUAACCCAUACUUACCCUGUCCUUUCUUCACCAGACUCUUUGGCUUCAGUCCUCAUAGUUUUGAAAUUGAAACGCAUCUAACAUUUUAGAGGGAACCCUCAAUUUACUUUCAACUUCAGUAUCCAAUCCUCUUAAUUUAUAUGUCUCAUUUUUAUCAACCUUAUGUCAGGUAAAGCUGUGAACCCUCUCUAAAUCUGUUGUAAACAAUUCUACUUUUUGCAUAUUUGUCACACUGAGAUACUCCCGUAAAUUAUGUUAUUUUAACAUAAAUUGAAAAUUGGAGAUUGAAGCUGACCCAUAUUUUAAAAAAAGAAUUACUGUAUAAAGCCUUAAGAGCACAGUCAUGAAGUGUACAGCAGUCAAAAGGCUUGUAACUAUAAAAAUUUACUGUCUGUGCUGUCUGCUAAAUACAAUGAUUCUUCAGGGAAUAGGAGCAGGAAGUCUGGUAUAUAUUUGUUGCUGUUAGUAACAUUACACAAAUACUGCUGCCAGCAUAAAACCUUUGCCAAUAUCAGUCAUUGCUAAAAUUAUUGUUGCUGUGAUUUUGUAUUUGCUGUAACAAGUAAACAGAGACAAGCACUUCCAUUCAAAAAUAAUUGUUGGUCAUUCUCUGGGUACCUCUUUGAUUCCAAUGACUGUUUCUUGGUUCAACUAAUAACUUCACAGAUAAAUAUUUUGUAUGAUAUAACAUAACUCAAGCUUACAGGCUCUUGAGUUUAAUUAUCAGCAUGAGCUAAUGAUGAUCAGCUGGGUUGAAUUGCUGAUAAGAUUGAUUUUAGUGGCUGUGGGCAGGGCUAAAUUAGAAUCAAGUGAUAGUUUGUGGAUGUUGAAUGAAACUACAUGUUAGACUUGUCAUGAUUUUCUGCAGUAUAACAACCUUAUGAGCUGCUCAGGCAAGCUGACACCAUGAGUCUGUACAGUGGGCCAGAGAUGAAGAGCUUGACUUUGCUCUGCACUGACAUCUCAAACUUGUGAACCACCCCUUCCCUGUACACAAUGUGUUUAAUUGUGUAGAACUUGAUUCAACACCUCUAAACAUGCAAAUAUUACUGAAGUUUCUUUAGUGAUCUGAUAGGAAAUCUCACUGCCCAAAAUUUAUAAUGAGCCAUUAAGAGAAGGAAGAUAAGUUAGCUGACCUCCAAUGAGUCAGAGACAUUAGGCUGCUGUAAUUGGUCACACUCUGUAGGUGAGGGAAUGAGCGGGUUAAAUGGGCAUACAUCCUGUGAUUCUUACUGCAGGUUGCACGCAGUUGUUUCAUGGGAACUGGAUCAAAUUUCUCUGUAGUUGAUGCUUGUCCUGAUAAUUGCCAGCUACCUUUGAACGUAUCUUCUUAAAAUAAGUAAAGUCAAUAAGAUUUACUGGAAGGAAUAUGAGGCUUGGAAUUGGAACAUGAGAAGUAUGUGUGUACAUUCAGGUUGCAGCAAAAUUUUUAUUAUUAAUUUCACUAAAAGUUGAAUAGAGCUGGACAUGUAGACACAUUCUAUCAUGGCGUGCCAUUGAAGACUAUAGCACAGCUGGCUUCAUUUUACAAUAUUAGAAUUUUAACUUUUAAUGCUUAAAAUGGGAAUGCUUUUUUAAAUGAUGAAAGAUGAAUAAUAAGUUUCAAUGAAAUGAGAUUUGAUUGAAAAUGAGGUUAGGAGGAAAUGGACAUAAUUGUUUUCAUAAAUUUGUACAAAGAAGACUUUUAACUAUGUAUUAAUGACAGAACUAAUAUAUGUAUUAAGUAUGUUAAUUAAGUUACAUUAACUGUUUUGUUUUUAAUAUCUGUGCUGUUCUGUAAAUAUCCACAAUAAAGU
Molecule: messenger RNA, 5671 nt
Organism: Hypanus sabinus (Atlantic stingray)
Lineage: Eukaryota; Metazoa; Chordata; Chondrichthyes; Myliobatiformes; Dasyatidae
Gene: kif17
Product: kinesin family member 17
Exons: 15
Coding region: 114-2780 (888 amino acids)
Biological process (GO): microtubule-based movement
Molecular function (GO): ATP binding; microtubule motor activity; microtubule binding
Source: RefSeq, a predicted model, not a curated record